GGAUCUUUUAGCUGCUAAUAGAGCCAGGCGUCUGUCUAGGACUUUAACUCCCUGAAUCCCGCAGAGCCGCUUGUACAAAAGGUCGAUGUGUCAUUUGUCUCCAUAAAGCAUCAUUCCUUGUAUCACAUCCGAAGCUCUCCAGCCCUCAGGCACUGUCACAGCAGAAGCAUGGCCAUCUCAUCACGCCUUGCAUUGUGGGAGCAAAAGAUCAGGGAAGAAGACCGGAGUCCGCCCCCUUCCUCGCCACCUCCGCUUUUCUCAGUGAUUCCUGGGGGGUUCAUCAAACAGCUUGUUCGGGAAACAGAGAAAGAAUCCAAGGUAGCUAAACGGAAAGAGAAAGGCACCUUGAACUCCAAAGAAGACCCUCCUGGGAAGCACGACAACAGCCAUGAGCAGCAGUUUGUGAUAAAGGAUGAGAACAUCCUUGAAGUAGGAGGAGAAAUGGCAAGUGAAGGGCAAUUGCUGCAGAACGGCCUGAACGGAGAGCAGCACGAAGGGGAAGUGACAGCGGAAGUUGCACCGAGAAAGCCUCUUCCCUUCAAGAGAAUCGUGAAGAGGAGCAACAUCGCGAAAGCCACCUCCCCGGCACCUGAAAAGACAGCAGCCACUCCCAAACCAGGGGAGACAAUCCCACCAGUUGAGUCCAAGGUUGCCAAACCUCCAUGUCCUGAGCAGAGCUCUAAGGAACAAAGUAAAGGGGAAAAUGCCCCUGCUGGUGCUCCAACAACUGGUAAGGAUUUUCAGCGCCACCGUGAAGAUCCUGCAAAGGAGGGCGACGCACUGAGGAGAAAACGUCCUGAAAGUUCAGGGAAAGAGAAGGUGGUAACGAAGAAGCGGCGGGAGCCCCAAAUCAAGGCCGAAAUCAAGAAGGGGCAAGGGGAGAUUAAGGAGAAGCCAGGGAAAAUCAAGGAAGAACCAGUGGAAAUCAAGGAGGAACAAGGGGAGAUCAAGGAGAAGCCAGGGAAGGUCAAGGAGGAACCAGUGGAAAUCAAGGAGGAACAAGGGGAGGUCAAGAAGAAGCCUAGAGAAAUCGAGGAGGAACCAGUGGAAAAUAAGAAGGAGUCUGGAGAAAUCAAGGAGCCAGGGGAAAGCACAGUCUCAGACAAGGUUCAUGCCGACGUGUGGUAUGAAACAGAGAAAGUUUGGCUUGUCCAGAAAGAUGGAUUUACUCUCGCUACCGUGCUGAAGCCGGAUGUGGGGACCCCGGAGCUGCCAGUUGGGAGGGUGAGGAUUCGCUUAGAAGCUGACGACACUGUCACUGAGGUGGAUGAGGAGGAUAUUCACUGGACCAAUCCCUCCAAACUGGAUUACACGGAAGAUCUUGCUGCACUUCUCAGUCUGAAUGAAUCGAGUGUCAUUAACACACUCCAGCACCGGUACCAGUCCCAGCUCUGCAACACUUAUGCAGGGCCCUGCCUGAUUGCACUCAAGCCCAGCUGGGCCACUACUAACUACUCAGGAAAGGUGUUCAAAGGGAAGCGAGACAACAUGCCCCCUCACAUCUGCUCCGUGGCACAGAGCGCCUACUGGAGCCUGCUCAUGCACCGGCAGGACCAGGCAAUUGUGCCCUUGGGGAGAAGCGGUGCCGGGAAAACAACCUGCUGCCAGAGCGCUCUGGAAUACCUGGUGGGCGCCGCCCGCAGCGUGGACAACAGAGUCUCAGUGGAGAAGAUUCAGGCCAUGUUCACAAUCCUCAAAGCCUUUGGGACAGUGACCACCUGUUACAAUGGCGCCUCCACUCGCUUCUCCAUGGUCAUGUCGCUGGAUUUCAACGCCACAGGCCGAAUAACAGCCGCUCACCUCCAGACGAUGCUGUUGGAAAGGGUCCGUGUCGCACAGCAACCCGAAGGAGAGAGCAACUUCAGUGUCUUUUCUCAGAUGCUGGCAGGCCUGGACAUGGCUCACAGGACGAUGCUGCACUUGCACCAGACAGCCGAGAGCAACUCCUUUGGAAUCGGGCCGUGUUCGAAGACUGAAGAGAAGCAGAAGGCUUCUGUGGCAUUUGCCCAGCUUCAAGCUGCUAUGGAGACUUUGGGAAUCACGGUGGAUGAGCAGACGGCCAUUUGGCGUGUGUUAGCAGGGAUCUAUCACCUGGGAGCUGCAGGGGCAUGUAAAGUUGGCAGGAAGCAGUUCAUGAAAUUUGAGUGGGCUAACAAUGCUGCAGAUGUACUGGGCUGCGAUUUUGAGGAGCUCACAACAGCGGUCUUCAAGCACCAUCUGAAACAGAUAAUAGAACAGGUCACAUCUGGAACGAGUCGGCUGAGCAAAGAUGAGGAACGAAAUGCUGGGCCCAAGAUGACGGGGGUGGAAUGUGUGGAGGGGAUGGCUGCAGGUCUCUAUGAAGAGCUGUUUGCUGCUGUUGUCUCUCUGAUCAACAGGUCUUUUUCAUCCAGCCACCUCUCCAUGGCUUCCAUCAUGGUGGUGGACACCCCUGGUUUCCACAACCCUCGACACCAGAAGAAGGAGCGAGCAGCUACUUUUGAAGAACUUUGUCACAACUAUGUGCAUGAGCAGCUGCAGACCCUGUUCUACAAGAGAACGUUCAUGUCCGAGCUGGAGAGGUACAGGGAGGAAAAUGUCGAGGUGCCUUUUGAUCUGCCAGAGCUCUCUCCGAUGGCCACGGUGUCUGUCAUCGAUCAGAACUCCUCACAGCUGCAGGUGCCGCCUGGGGGCCAGGCGGAAGAGCCCAAGGGCUUGCUCUGGAUCCUGGACGAGGAGGUUCUGAUUCCGGGCUCCAGCGACAGCGUGGUGCUCAACCGCCUGUGCUCGUACUUUGCCAAGAAGGGCACAGAGAGUGAGGAGGAAGGCUUCCUUCGCAAGUGUGAGCAGAUGCUGCAGUUUGAGAUCUUCCACCAACUGGGCAAAGAUCCCGUUCGCUACGAUCUCACUGGCUGGAUGAAUAAAGCCAAGCUGAACCUGUCAGCCCAAAACUCCAUUCAAGUCCUGCAGCAAUCCAAAAUAGAUGCUCUGAAGAAGCUGUUUCUGCCUCGGUCCAAAAUGCCCCUGAUUUGCCGAUCAGUGGCAGGUCUGGAGGGAAAUUCCCAGCAAGCUUUGCAGCGUACGGGUUGUGUGAGGAAGACCUUCACCAGCAGCUUGGCAGCUGUGAAGAAGAAAUCUGUGUGUGCUCAGAUCAAACUUCAGAUGGAUGCUCUCGCAAACCUGGUAAAACGAUCCCAGAUACACUUUGUCCAUUGUCUUGUUCCAAGAGUGGGAGCAGAUGGCGCAGAAGGGAAGCCCUCCCAGCCCUGCAUCACAGGAGAAGUAGAGCUGACUUUGGACGUACCAACCCUGAGAGUUCAGUUGUCUGGGGCCCAGCUAUUAGAUGCAUUACGCCUGUACAGGAUCGGUUACGUGGAUCGCAUGGUGCUGACUCAGUUCCGACGCCGCUUCCAGGUGCUGGCUCAGCCAGUGAUGAAGAAAUACACAUCAGCAUAUGAAAUACCAGAUGAGAAUAAGGCAAUAGAAGAGCUCUUCCAGGUACUUGAUCUGGAAAAGAAAAGUGUAGCAGUGGGACACAGUCAGGUUUUCCUGAAGCCGGGCGUAGUCUCUAGGCUGGAGAAGCAGCGGGAGAAGCUGAUAUCCCAGAACAUGAUUCUGCUCCAGGCAGCUUGCAAGGGCUUCCUCUCCCGCCAGAAAUUCAAGAGAUUAAAGAUUCAGCGCUUAGCCAUUCGGUGCAUCCAGAAGAAUCUGGCGGUGUUCCACAUGGUGAAGGACUGGCCAUGGUGGCAGCUGAUGAGCUGUGUUCGGCCGUUGCUUAGUGUGAACAUAGUGGAAGACCAGCUCCGAGUCAAAGACGAGGAGCUUGCAGCACUAAGAAGAAAGCUCGAAAAAUCAGAGCAGUCACGUAGUGAACUUCGGCAGAACACAGAACUGUUGGAAAGCAAGAUCUUAGACUUGACAACCGAACUCUCAGACGAGCGGUUCAAAGGCGAAGCGGCCUGCCAGGUCCUAGAAGGUGAACGGGCUGAGCGGCUCCGGGGGUCACGAGAGAUAAAAGAACUGCAGAGUAAAUACGACCAAGUGCAGAAGAAAUUGGAGUCCGUGGACAAGCAGCUGGAAGAAGCUCAGCAGCAAAUUCAGUUGCGUGAAAUUGGGAUAAGUGGCGCUGCUGGAGAUGAGGAGUGGCAGAUGCGAUUUGACUGUGCUCAGACGGAAAUCACGUUUCUCCAAAAACGCCUUGCACAGCUUGAAGAGAGGCUGGAGUCUGAACUGAACUGUAGGGAAGAGCUGGAGCGAAAGCUCGGUGAGGUGCAAAGCACCUAUGAGGGUGCCAAGAAGGUGGCACAGCAGAUGAAGAGGAAGUGCAAACACUUGACCUGUGAUCUGGAGGACACACGGGUCCUGAUGGAAAGUCUGCAGAGCCGCAAUCAUGAACUGGAGAAGAAACAGAAAAAGUUUGACAUGCAGCUAGCCCAGGCCUUGGGAGAGUCAGCGUUUGAAAAGAGCCUUCGUGAAAAAGUGACCCAGGAGAACACCACCAUCAGAUGGGAGCUGGGUAAACUUCAGCGGAGGUUAGAGCAAAAGGACCUGGAAACUUCUAAUCUGAAUCAGCGAAUUGCAGUGCUGGCCACCCGCGUGCAGGAGCUCACCGCCCCGGAGGCCUGGGACGGGGAUGCUGUGGCUACCCUAAGGAAGAAGCUUUGGGAGCUUGAGUCCAGUGCUGCUGAACAGCAAAAAGAACUGAGCCGACAUGCGAAUGCUGUUGAGCAGCUGGAACAGCUCCACAUGCGGCUUGAACUGGAAAUCGAACGGAUGAAGCAGAUGCAGCAGAAGGAGCUGGAAGACAAGGAAGAGGAGCUAGAGGAUGUCCGCCAGUCCUGUCAGAGGAGGCUUCGUCAACUGGAGAUGCAGUUGGAGCAGGAAUUUGAGGAGAAGCAGAUGGUGCUCCAUGAGAAGCAGGAUCUGGAAGGGCUCAUUGGGACCCUCUGUGAGCAGAUUGGUCAUCGGGACUUCGACGUAGAAAAGCGGCUUCGGCGGGACCUGAAGAGGACACACGCUCUGCUUGCAGAUGUGCAGCUCCUGCUGGUGACAGCGGGAGAGCCCAGUCCGUCUGUCAGCAAAGAGGAGCUCGAGAAAGUUCGCAGUCAGUGGGAAGAGAGCAAAGCCCAAUGUGCAGAGGCCCAGAAGUCCCAGAAGGCUCUGGCUCUGGAGUUGGAGAACCUGCACAUGGAGCUGGAGACGAUCAGCAGGAACAAGAACCUGGUUGAUGAGCACCUAUAUCAGCUGCAACACGAGAAAGCUGAUCUCCUGAAACGCAUUGAUGAGGACCAGGAGGAUCUGAAUGAACUUAUGACAAAGCACAAGGCUCUGAUUGCACAGUCUGCAGUGGACAUUACUCAGAUUCGAGAGCUACAGACGCAGCUGGAGGAAGUGAAGAAAGAGAAACAAAGUCUUCAAGAGAAACUGCAGGUGGCUCAGGCCCGGAUUGCUUACGUGGAGCAGUCGAUGGUCGAACGCUCAAUCGUCAGUCGACAGGAAGCGCUGAUCUGCGAUCUGGAGAACAAGCUGGAGUUUCAGAGUGUGCAGAUCAAGAGGUUCGAGAUGCUUGUCCUUCGGUUGCGAGACAGUGUAAUAAAGAUGGGUGAGGAGUUGGAGAAGGCCGCAGAGUCGGAGGCUCGAGAGAAGGAGAACACCAAGUAUUACCAGAUGCGCAUGGAGGAGAUGAAAGCAGAUAUGAAUGAGCUGGUGCAGAGAGAAUUGGAAGCCAGUCACAGGCGUAUGGAGCUGGAGAAGCAGGUGGAUGAGCUGUCUGCAGUGAGGCAGACCUUGCAAGCUGACCUGGAAACCUCGAUCAGGCGCAUUGCGGAUCUGCAGGUCGCCCUCGAAGAGGUGCAGUCCAGUGAUGAAAGUGAUACAGAAAGGGACAAUCAGUCUAGCUUAGGCUCCACUCUGAGUCUGGAGCCAGAAGAAAGCAUCAAAUCCUGGAUGGGGUCUUCAGUGGGCUGGUCAUCACCUUCAGGUCCCAGUGUGGCUGGAAGUCUCUCAAGGCAAUCCCUGGGCAGCCGCAGCACCCCGAGCCUGAGGAUGAACAAAGAAAUCAAAGAUCAAGAAAUGAACCGACCAGCUUCUGCACUGAGUGCUCGGAGAGGGGAAUACGGAAGACCUAUGGGUGAGGCAGAUUUUGGCAAGGAUGUGAGCCAUUUAGUUGGCACUCAAAGACGGGAAUUUGGAAGAAUUGCGGAUAAGGAGAUUGACAGUCAGAAAAAAGCUAUGGAUAAAUUAGGAGCUAUAUCUCCAUCUGUGAUGAGAAGGAGGUCAUCUCCUACAGCAGAAGAGACGUUUCCAAGCUCUUCAUCUGCACUUUCUGAAUAUGUAGAAGAGCUGAGGAGGAAAAGGGCAACAGAGAAAGUGCAGGGAACUUUAGGGUUAGAGGACACCUCUCCCCUGCCAAUCUACCAAACAACUGGUGCCUCCUCCCUGAGAAGAUGCAGGACUUUCAAAGAGGAUGAUGAGUUCCCAAUAAAGUUUGGAGUCCAUGAACGUACAGAAAGUGAAGGAGUGCCUGCAGGAGCUAGCCUAGUGCGUUCAUCCAGUUUAAAAUGCAUAUCAUCUGAGAACACAGAGCCAGCGCGCUCCCCAGCUCUCAGAAGAAUAUCGAAGUUUGGCUCCUGUGACUCACUCUUACAAAAUAUUGAUAAUUCCUGCUUGACGCUGAGUUCACCAGCUGUGGGAGCAGAUGCGUUCAAUCCAUCGAGACUUAAGCCAUGGAGAAGUUACCUUGAGCCAUCAUUAGAUGACACAGCCAGUGCUGAUCUGGGGAAAGAUUCUCUGGUAUUUCAGAGUAAGCAAUUCAGUGAUGUUAUGGCUGCAGGAAAGGAAAGCGACCCGUUCACUUGGAAAAUACCAACUCUCAACUAUGAAAGGAGAACAAAUGUUGAUUUUGAUGACUUCCUUCCAGCAAUUCGAAAAUCCCAGUCAACAAGCAGUUUGUCCAGACCUGUCAAGGACAGGAGAGAAGGCCAGAGGCCAAUGAGCGUUCAUUUUGAAGACCAGGAUUCGGCAGACAGCACUUUUUUGUCUGAAAUAAAGACCAUUUCAAAGGCCAAAGAGGACACUGGAAACCUCUCUGACUCAUCUUCAUCCUCUGGCUCGAUCGUUUCUUUUAAAAGUGCUGACAGCGUCAAGAGCCGACCAAAGAUUCAAAGGCCAGAAGGUGAAGGAUGUGCCGGAAAACUGAUCAUUGAAGGUGCUAAAGAUGAAAGCCGAUGGGAGGCAGAAGGAAAAGAAGAUGAUGUAAAUAGCAUUAUGAUGAAAUAUCUAGGAAAAGAUUAAGGUAAACUUGCCGAUAUACUAACCACGACCCGUCUGUACGGUUCACUUAGGCCGGCUGUUAUAGGUUUGCUCUUUGUGCCGCUGAGCUAGAGGCUCUGCCAGCAUUUCCACUGCAAAUUCUUCUCUCCAGAGGCUUCUGGUCUGGAAUAGCCUAAUCCUGGCUAAGAAGCCAAACUCUGACCAGAAUCUACCCUUUUACUUGGCUUUAUUGAUAAAUAGUAUUAACAUAAUGAAUAAUCAUCCCUUGGCAGUCCCUCCAUACCAAAUUAGGGCUACAUUCUGGCCAGAGCAGAAGUAGCCCCAAGACAGCAUACGCCUCCCCUCCCCCAUGUGCUGCUGCUGCUCCAGGGGCCAGUGUGCAGAAGGGAGGGACCAUUUGCAGGGCGUGGAGAGAGCAGGGUGUGCAGCUGCCCUGCGCACACGGAGUGCCAUUGCGCUUGGCCCUGACGCAGGCUGUACAAGGGAUAAAGGGAGGCUCCUUGCCCUUUCCUGACCCUUGGACAGCACACAGACCAGGCAGGAUCUGGUCCCAAGUGAGCAGUUUAAGAAUCCGGCCAGAGGAGGAAGUGUCCCGCCCAGGAAGUGACGGCUCUGACAGCAUUAGAUGCAGGGAGCCCAAUUCCCCAUUGACACCAGCGCACGGUGGGCAUGAAGCACCAUUUGGAGCUAGCUGCGUUUUACACCCACUUUGCACUGCUGUCAGUGAUGGGAGAGCAAGGGAGUCUCUUCCGAACAGACUGCUUUGAGCCUCACCUAGCCCCUCGCCCUUACCUAUUUACUGGAAUCGCCUCACCUAGCUCUUCUCGCAUUGAAUUACAUCGAGGGGCUCUGGAACAUUUUGAAACUGCAUCUCUACCGGUUUAUUAAUCUAAAACAUUGAUGAGCCUGGGCCCCGAAACUCUCCCCUCCAGAGAAGGUAGGUUUUGCUUCUAGUCACUCUCACAUCCUGUAUUCAGCGUUUGAUUCUGACAACCAGUUGGAUACAAUUCUCUUACUGCCUUUGAUGCUUCCAGAAUUAAGAUUUAUUACUACAAUCCAGGUUUGAAAGCAAACUCCCUAAUGAAUGCAUCAUAACCGGAACUGUGUUUAAAAUAGAUUAGAAAAAUGUUUUGUAAAAAUGCAGCCUUUAGACAAACUUAUUGGAUGUCAAGCUGUGACCAAAUCUGCUAAACCAACACAGGAGCAGAGGACGCCUUAAUAAAAUAUUUCUUUAUGGGAAGCUGCAUUUGCAUAAUAAGAUGUCCCACUUUCCCCCAGACCUCAUUUUAAUAAAGUAAGUGGCGUCUAUAAACUAUAAAGCCCAGUGACAUCAACCAGCUGAAAAAGCAUGCCCUUUGCUCGGAAAUGAGAGUAGGAGUGCCCAAAAGGAGCAAUGUCACUGAACUGAACAAGCCCUCGGUGCUGUGAGCUAGCACAGAAAGGACAGAUGUUUGUUCGCAUUAGGAAACUCUAUAGAAUAACCAGUGAGUGGCUCUCAGGAUUGCCAGCCCCAGGCGGGAGUCAGCCUCUCCGAGCAGAAUGUGGCAUCAGUAGCUGCAGUUACAUUUCAGCUGGUAGCUUGAGAAUUGUUCUGUCCUGAGUGCCACGGUAUGAACCAUGUCACUGAACAUGCCUCCUCAUACAUCUUUUUCAUUUUGUAGUUUCCAGAAGUUGAGGCCUUAUUUAAAGCAUUCAUAAUUUCGUGGUUAUUAGAACAUAGAUACGUAGGUGGCUUUCAUUGGUUCCUUCUUGUCUGGAGAAUGCUAUGCUUUCUGACCAAAAGACAAUGAUACGAGAGACAGAGAUUCGAUGUACACUAUCAUGGGAAGCUGUGGUUCUGACCUCUGCUUGCUUUAUACAAAAUAAAAUAUUUGCUUCUUUGA
This is a messenger RNA of Terrapene triunguis (Three-toed box turtle), 9134 nucleotides long. RefSeq names its product myosin XVIIIB (gene MYO18B). Gene Ontology annotation, cellular component: myosin complex. The coding region runs from base 169 to 7272 and encodes 2367 amino acids. NCBI's taxonomy places the organism in Eukaryota, Metazoa, Chordata, Testudines, Emydidae. The record is from RefSeq and is a predicted model, not a curated record. The transcript is spliced from 42 exons. Gene Ontology annotation, molecular function: ATP binding; protein binding; cytoskeletal motor activity.